UCAUGGAUGAAAGUUUUGAUUUCCCAAAAGCUGCGAAUGUGACUUUAAUGCCACGUUAAAAUUUGGGUGGGACAUAGUCCUAUGACCUCUUUCAAUUAUCUAAGGUGGGAAUAUGUUCUACGUGCCACGGAUGUGAAAGAUAAAACUGCAGCACUGGGAUGGUCAGAUUGUCUUUUUCAUGUAUUAAGCAGCGUUCAAACAGUUUAAGUGUUAUCACAUUGUACCAUAAACUAAGUUGUCUCGUCUCUUUGCUUUGCUUAUUGCUAUGUUUUGAGCAAUAAUGAUGGCUCUCAAGUGGGGUUCUUCGCUUCCUGCUCAUCCUGCCACUGUUGCAAUGCCAAAGAAAUCUGGGAGUUUGAGGGCUGAACUCAUGAAGGUGGGAGUGAGUGACAGUGGUGGUAGGGAGUUUCCGUUGUUUCUUCCGAAAGAGGUUGAAAAAAUUAAAGACCCUUUUGCUCGAAGUUUGGCUCAGAGGAUUCAGAGACUCCCUGUACAGACUGAAUUUUCAGAAGGUUGCAUAAUGAGUAGUUGCGUGAAACCAAGGAUAAAAAGCGAAACAAAUCCAGUUGUUCUCUUACAUUCUUUUGACAGUUCUUGUUUAGAAUGGAGAAGUGCAUAUCCCUUGCUCGAGGAGGCUGGUUUGGAGGCUUGGGCUGUUGAUGUUCUGGGAUGGGGAUUCUCUGACUUAGAGAAGCUUCCACCAUGUGAUGCUGCUUCAAAGCGCUAUCACCUCUAUCAGUUCUGGAAGUCCUACAUUAAAAGGCCAAUUGUACUAGUUGGACCCAGUCUUGGUGCUUCUGUAGCAAUUGACUUUGCAGUGAACUAUCCUGAAGCUGUUGAAAAGAUGGUUUUCAUUAACCCUAGUGUUUAUGCUGAAGGCACGGGUAACCUUGCAAAAUUACCUAAGAUAGUAGCCUAUGCUGGGGUUUCUUUGUUGAAGAGCAUUCCACUGCGCCUUUACGCUAAUAUAUUAGCCUUCAAUGGCAUCCCAUUAUCUAAAGGGUUAGAUUGGACUAAUGUGGGUCGCCUACAUUGCCACCUCCCUUGGUGGAAAGAUGCAACUGUUAAUUUCAUGACUAGUGGAGGCUAUAAUGUAGUUUCCCAAAUUAAACAGGUAAGGCAGAAAGCACUUAUCAUCUGCAGUGAGCAAGAUCUGAUUGUUGAUAAACAGCUCGCAACGAGGCUUCAAAGUGAACUGCCAAAUGCAAUUAUGCAGAAAAUAUCAGAUUGCGGUCAUCUCCCUCAUGUCGAGAAGCCUAACCAUGUCGCAAAGUUGAUUGCCACUUUUGCCGGGUGAUUUGAUUCUUGCUGACAGUGAAAGCAUCCCCGAUUUGCUAAACAUAAGGCCACUCAAUUAUGAAAGAAGAUUUUGUUUGACCACAGUUCAGAGAAAAAAAUUGCGUGAGGAGAUGAUGGUGCUAAUAAUCUUCUUGUUUUUCCACUUAACAUUUUUCAUUAACAAAAGUAGAUAAUAUGUGGAAAGGUGGAAAAAUAAACUUUUAAAACUUUAAACAUAGGAAAAGCUAAUUUAAGAAAGUUUGGGUUUCUA
Mangifera indica (mango) is the source of this 1549-nucleotide messenger RNA. RefSeq names its product 2-hydroxy-6-oxononadienedioate/2-hydroxy-6-oxononatrienedioate hydrolase-like. Gene Ontology annotation, molecular function: catalytic activity. Bases 281 to 1297 code for a protein of 338 amino acids. NCBI's taxonomy places the organism in Eukaryota, Viridiplantae, Streptophyta, Magnoliopsida, Sapindales, Anacardiaceae. The record is from RefSeq and is a predicted model, not a curated record. The transcript is spliced from 10 exons.